This is a messenger RNA of Marmota flaviventris (yellow-bellied marmot), 2391 nucleotides long. RefSeq names its product trophinin associated protein (gene Troap). The record is from RefSeq and is a predicted model, not a curated record. Lineage: Eukaryota; Metazoa; Chordata; Mammalia; Rodentia; Sciuridae.
GGAAGUAGCAGCAGCAGAACCCAGAGAAUCGGGGGAAAAGCGAAGAAAGUGGAGGCGACCCUGAAGGUUUCCUGGGAAGUCUUAGUUGUAGCCGCCAUGACCUCCCUACAAGCCAAGAAGGAUCCGCUCCUCCGGGGUGUAUCUCCCACUCCUAGCAAGAUUCCGGUUCGCUCUCAGAGACGCCCGCCUUUCCCCACAGUCAAAUCGUGCGUCUUGGACCAGGAAAAUCAAGAUCCAAGGAGAUUGGUGCAGAAGCCACCGCUCAGUAUUCAACGUCCCCUCGUUGACUCAGCAGGCGCCAGGUUGAAAAUCACGCAUCAAACAGAGAAAUCACAAAGAUCGAUGGGUCACACUCAGCUCCGGAACCCCUUGGAAGAGCUUAGAUCUAGCCCUAGGAGACAAAAUGUGGGUCCUGGGCUCCCUCCCCAGACAGAGGUUCCAGGGGCCAUAGAGUUUGUGACUGACCCUGCAGCUCUGGCCACCAUCCUGUCAGGUGAGGGGGUGAAGAGCUGUCCCCUGGGGCGCCAGUCCAGUCUGGCACAGAGAGUACUGGUUCGAGGGAGCCAGGGAGGCACAACCCGGAGGGGCCAGGGUGCUCGGGCCUCUGCAUACUUGGCCCCCAGAACCCCCAUCCACCAAUUAGACCCUGCCAGGGCUUCAUGCUUCUCAAGGCUUGAGGGACCAGGACCCCGAGGCUGGACUUUGUGCCCCCAGAGGCUAGAGGCUUUGAUUCCACCUUCAGGACCUUCCUUUCACACCACCACCCGUCCCAGUUUACAGGAGCUAAGAAGAGAGACAGGUGGCAGCUGCCGAACUUCAAUCAACCAGGCCUCAGGAUUGCACCUGGAAACCCCAAUGCAGGCAGGAGAACCUGAGGUUAUCCCUAACUCAGAUGAAGGAGGAGGGGCCCUCCUGGGUCUGGCCCAGCGAGUACCAUUAAGAGAAACCCGAGAGAUAAUACAUACCAGGGACAGCCAUGAUGCUCACCUGAUGCCCUCCCCUGCCCAGUCCAUUCCUGGCCCUGUGAUACCACCUUCUGUCACUGGCCUAUCACCCUUUGGACAGGCUCAGCGUGUACCCUCUCCUGCUCUUCCAGUUGUGACUUCACAUUCAGUGUUGCGUCGCCUCGUCAUUCGACCCAAAACCCAAUUCACACCCAUCCCAUCAGCCCCCAGAGUUCAUCAGGCCCGAUGGUUGAGUGGCCUCUCCCCUCAGUCCUGCCCUGAAGAGACUGCCCUGCCCUGGGAACAGAUUGCAGUACGUUUGUUUGAUCAGGACAGUUGUAUAAGAUUGCAGGAGGGGACUGGGAAACCACCUGUGGCAAGUUCUUCUGGACCUCACCCCAACAGGACCCUCAACCUCCAAAAGCUAAAGAUACAGCGCAUCAAUAUCCUGCAGCAGUUGUUGCGACAGGAGAUAGAAGGACUGGCAAUGGGCAAGUACACUCCUUUAAAUGGAUCCUCCUCUCUGGAUAUUGCUGAACUUCAGCCCCUGCUGGAUGAGAUUUCUAGAACUCUGAAUGGCCCAGAGCAUAAUUCUGGGACAUCCCACCUUCCUGAAUUAUCACAGCACUCUGGGAUUCCAGAGCCCAUCCUUUCAGAGGAGUGUGAGGAACCACAGUCCUGCCCUGAGACAGAGCCUGAGGUGGCACAGUCCUGCCCACCAAUAGACCCAGGCCCCCCAGAGUCCUGCUGCAGGACUGAACUAGAGAUACCAGAGACUUCCUUCCAGGAACAGCCUGAGAUACCAGAGUCGUGCCUUCCAGCAGAGCCUGGACCCUUGCAACCCAGCCCCCAGGGGCAGACUGGAUCCCCAGAGACUUGCCCUAAGGUAGAGCUGGAGGUUUCAGAGGCCCGCUCCCUGGAACCUGGAAGCCCAGAGUCCAGCCCAUGGCCCUGCUACAGUCAGGGGGCUCCUGCAACCACCAGCCUGACCUUCUCUUCUCAACACCCACUUUGUGCCAGCCUCCCUAUCCAUUCACUCCAGUCUCUGAGGCCCUUGGCAGGCCAGGCAGGCCCUAGCAAUCUGGCCCCUCGGACACUGGCCCUGAGGCAGCGCCUCAAAGCAUGUCUCUCCACCAUUCACUGCUCUCAUGAGACUUGCUUGGAUGAUGAGUGUGCCUUCUACACCAGCCGAGCCCCUCCCCCAGGACCCACCCGGGUCUGCACCAACCCUGUAGCCACAUUGCUUGAGUGGCAGGAUGCCCUGUGUUUCAUUCCAGUUCAUCCUGCAGCCCCUCAGGGCUCUCCAUCAUGAGGCCCCUCCCUCCACCUACUCCAGUCCUGCCAACCUCACCCCCCUUUCCUUUAGCCCUUAUUUAUUGUUGGUCUGCCCAUGGGAUUGGGAGCCAACAUCCUUUUGUCCUUCAAUAAAUUUUCUAAAGUGUCCAAA